AGACAAAAAAACAAAAAAAAAGAGAGGAAGAAAAAUAAAGGCGUAAAAUCAUUUUGGGGCCUCCGGUGCGUGCCCACGGCGCCUUAAGCCCUUGAGGUUUUGUCCUCCGUGUGUUAUCUAUUUAUCACGUACUCACGGUUAUACACUCGUUCGCUCCACGCAAUUUUCUCGAUUAAAACAACCAUUGUGAAAUUCGUAUCGGAGGAGAAAAAAAAACACGUACGAUGUCCACGUAUUCGAGAACACAGGAGAGUGACGCCUGGGCACUUCUUGCCCUCAAAUCUGCACCGGCUAGCCCUACAAAGAUGCAAUGGAAUUCUGAAUCAAAAGGUGCACCUAUCGCUAGACUAGAAGGACGGGAAUUCGAAUAUAUGGUCAGACAGAGACGAAUCAUUAUUGGUCGCAACAGCAGCAAAGGUGAAGUCGACGUCAACAUGGGACUUUCCAGUUUCAUCUCUCGCAGACAUCUCGAAAUUUUUUAUGAUCAUCCCUAUUUCUUCAUGACCUGCAAUGGCAAAAAUGGCGUUUUUGUCGAUGGUGUCUUUCAAAGAAAAGGCGCACCAGCUUUUCAGCUACCCAAAACGUGCACAUUCAGAUUUCCGAGUACGAAUAUAAGGCUGGUGUUUCAAUCUUUGGUGGACGAGCAAGAGCAACCGAGUAACGUAAGGAUUGCGUCGCCACCGAAGCAGAGAGCACCGUUGCCGCCGUUGAGAAUAAACAUACCGGACACGGGUUACAGCAGCCCAUUCCCAUCGCCAACAGGGACGAUAAGUGCGGCGAAUUCGUGUCCGGCGAGUCCACGAGCAGGACAAAGCCGACGAAACAUAUCGGCAGACUUGCAAAUGGUUGCGGCGUAUGCCGCAGCCGUAGCUCACGAUCCGCAAAAUUCAAAUAUGGAGAGAAGCGAAAGUGGACAAAGUUCGAGUUCACAGAUGAGUCCGGAGCCGGGAAUAGAGCCGCGUUAUCGUGGCAACGCGGGCGGUGGGACAGGCGGGCCAAACGGCACAGCCGCACAUUAUAGUCCACCAAAAGAUGACUCGAAACCGCCGUACUCUUAUGCUCAGCUGAUCGUUCAAGCAAUCGCAUCAGCCCAGGACAAACAGCUCACACUUUCCGGAAUUUAUUCCUACAUAACAAAAAAUUAUCCGUACUACAGAACCGCCGACAAGGGUUGGCAAAAUUCCAUAAGACACAAUCUCUCCUUAAAUCGUUAUUUUAUAAAAGUACCAAGGAGCCAAGAGGAACCGGGCAAAGGAUCAUUCUGGAGGAUAGAUCCACAAUCGGAAGCUAAAUUAAUCGAGCAAGCUUUUCGAAGGAGAAGACAGCGCGGUGUUCCCUGCUUCCGUGCUCCUUUUGGAUUAUCUUCGAGGAGCGCUCCUGCGUCACCAUCCCACGUGGGUAUAAGCGGUUUGAUGACGCCCGAGUGCCUCAGCAGAGAAGGCUCUCCUGGACCUGAAUCUUACGUCGAUAGUUCAGUAUCAUCGCCAGCUGGACAAUUGUCGAGUCAAUCAGCACCGGGUUCCCCGGGUCAUCCUUACGCUCCACCGCCUCCACCACCCACGCAUAAGGGACGUCUGAUGCAACAGAUUACGGUGGUAACUAACGGCGUGAGUGGUGAUGCGACGAGAGAAGAGAAAUAUUUGGUGCCUGGGAACGUGGUAGAGGAACAUUCGUUAUCCCCGGCUGGACAAUACAGUCCAGCUCCUGUUAUUGUACAAACAACUUAUAAUUACAGUGGAAGCUUCGUUGGCCCUGACGCUGGCGUCGGGGUGAACAAACGGGCUCACGAGGAGCCCGAUAGUUCGCCAGGUUCACCGGCGCCUCUGGCGAUCGUCGAGAGUCCUGAACCGCCGGAACAUCAGCAGCAACAGAAGCGUCAACGUGUUCACGAUGCUGACGAUCACUGAACUAUAAUUCUCUCCCUAUCCCAAUCCCACCAUUUUCCCUGUACUCCCAAUCACCCCAAUUAGCCUCUUGUACUGUAGGACAAUGUUACAUUGUAAUCUAUUCACAUUUAUCGUCAGACGAAUCGUUCGCUCUUUCUCCGCCUUUCUUUUUCAUCACUCUCCCGGUGUGUUUUUUUUCAUGUUGUUUUCAUUCGAAGAAAAAUAUCACAUUCAGAACGAAUAGUGAAAAAAGUUGGGGUGUUAAGAGAAGAAGAGAAAGAAGAAAAAAAAGUAUGGCUGCAAUUUUAUCCUCACGCGGAAACCGAUACAUUUAUCUCGAAAUUCUUUUUUUUUAUUUUUAUUUUUAUUAUUUUUUUUUUAAAUCAGAGUGAACAUUCAGUUUUAUCAUCUCUCCUGCGAUUCGAACGUUCUUUUCUUUUGCCUCUUAUCGAAUUUUUUUCGAGGAAAAAAAAAACAAAUAAGCGGUGCCAUUUGACUUUUGUCGCAAUAAUUCUUCUGCCCACCUCGCAAAUGACCAACUCGUUUAGUUUAUUCAACUGAAUGUUAGGGAUGACACGCGCUCCUUCGCGAUCGCGAGAUGGAGAAAAAAAAGACAAAUGACUGCACCCAACAUGUAUAAUGUGCACUAUAGAUACCCACGCACACGAACACACACACACACACACACACACACACACACGCGCGCGCGCGCGCACAAACACUGACGAAUAGAAUGAACGUAAAUAAAAUUAAAGUUGGAACAAAAAUGAACCCAGUAAUACACGUAGAGCCGCUAUUCUGCUGAUAUACGAGCUCUCAAAGUGUUCUUUUCUCCACUUUUUUUUUGUAUCAAAAUUAUGCCGGAUUGACUAUCGUCCCUUGAAAGUUCGAAAAAUAGGAAUAGUCGAGCCACGAGGCUGUAACACUCCGAACAAAAAAGGCCAAUCUACAAGAUACAUAUCGUACUUAUGUUGGAAAAAAUACAAACGCCUCAGAGGUCGAUAAUCAGUGUAAAGUUGAUGAAACUAAGACGCUUUCUGAUUUUAUUUUGCUUCGAUGCAAAUGUACUUUACUCGUCAUUAACGAAUCGUGUUUUUUAGUGGCUUUUCUUUCUGCUACUCGUAAAUCAAUCCGCAACAGCUUUAUCGAUUUUGAAAUUCUCUUCUGUUGAGAAAUAGUAAAAUUGUUUACUUUUUUUUUUCUUUCAGUUUACUAUUUGUUCUCCAGGUGCUCGAUUUUCUGUCUUAAGAAAAAGUAUUUACGGCUCGUUUUUCACAGCCUGACACGUGAUGUUUGAAUUUCCUUGCUACUGGAUUUUGUUCCUGCUUUAUCUACGAUUGGAAAUGUCCAUUUCCCUCAAUAUCUAAGUAUUUUUCAAUGAGCUUAACGAGUUGAAAAUUUAUAUCUCGUUACAAAGCUCACGAAUCAAUGAUUCAUGCUCUCAAAAUCGCGAUACAGUAAAUUUUCUCUUGUCCCCUCUCCCCCCUUAUUCUCCGCAAAGACCAUUCGAACAAAGUUUGAAGGAUUUUUUCUACUGUUAUUUUUUUUUGUUUUAUCUUUCUCUCCCUAGCUGGUAAUCAUGUUAAAAGUGUUAAAGUGGCGAUUAUUAUCUCAGAUUAUAUCUGUUCUGCUUGACGAUGAACCACUUUUUCUCUUCUGCAUUAUUCAAUGUUAAACUAUUAUUAUUAUUAUUAUUAUUAUUAAUAUUAUUACUAUAUACAAAAAAGCUUUUGGUAUUCAUCGAAGCGAUUAUAAAGCAAAGUAUUUUCUAUCGAACUUUUUUUUUGUAUUCCCCCCCCUCGUUUACACCCCGCCCCCACCGCCGCCCCGUCGCUUCGACGAAAACGUUAGUUUUUUCUUCAUUUAUCAAUCACGUUGAUUUUAUUGUAAAAAAAAGUUUCGUUAGAGAUUUUUCUCCAAUUUGUUCAAACGUAAAUGAAGAUCAUGUUGACCGGUUCAAUGAUUCUCCCGGAAUUUCUCAAUUCCAUUGUCACUUUACUGCCAAAUUUACUUAAGUUCGUAUUAAAAAGCUUUGUUAUGAUAUUUAUUACGAUACGAAAAGCAUUUGUAGUUGAAAACGAGAUUGUGUAAUAGAAAAAAGACGACACGAGCAACCGAAUUAUCGAUGAAUUUUAUUGGGCCACAGUGAUGAAAAACCGGAUCAGUUGAAAAUACAGUUACUUUAAUUAUAGUUUUUCGGUGAUCAUUGAAAACGUGUAAAAGAAAUGACAAAAGAAAAUCAGAGUGCCUAAUUUAGAAUGCGUUACUGUGAAUGGUGUCGUGCUUAUGGAAAAGCUUUGGAAAAUGAUUUAUUCUUGCCAAUCGCGUGAAUCUUUCAAUGAAAAUAAUAAUCCAACGGAAAUUGAUCGUUGAUAAAAAACGAGAGAUCGAAUCGUUGAUUACCGACCUGAGAAGUACUAUUGUGUCGCGUACGAUUAUCUUGGCCGGCAAAACAAUCGUUUAAAUUGUGAUUUUAUUUUCAUGGUUUAAUUGAAGAAAUAAAAACCAUGAAUAAAAAAAGAGUUGAGCGAGGGAGAUUGAGGGUAGUGAAAAAAAUAAUGCGACGAUAAUAAAAAUGAUUAUAUAUACGCGAAGCGACCUCUAUUUUUGUGACGAUUAGCGUUUAAUAAUGAUAAAAAGAAAAGCGAAGAUAACGAGAGAGAAAAAAAGCGAAUAAAUACGAAGGAGCGAGGAGAAUAAGGCAAAUUACGUUUGCGCGGUACGAGUGAUCUGAAAACGUGUAUUUCGAUUUUCCGAAUGUUUAUGAUGUGACGAAAAGAGAGAGAGAGAGAGAGAGAGAGAGAGAGAGAGAGAGAGAGAGAGAGAGAGAGAGAGAGAGAGAGAGAGAGAGAGAGAGAGAGAGAGCGAGCGAGCGAGCGAGCGAGAGCGAAGAAAAAAGCGUUUUUGUUUUCGUCGAGUCGACAUCGCAAUAUGAAAUUUGAGUGGAACUCAACGAUUGUAUGACCGUCUGUGCGAAUAUUAUUUUUUCAAUCGAACCUCCCCAAGCGAUACUCUUCGUCGAGUGAUCGAUGCUAAAUGUAGCAGAAUAUGAAAACACAAUGAAUGUGAAAAGAGAUGAAAUCGAUUGAAAAAAAUUUACACCCGCGCGUGAAUUGAUGGCUAUGGAAAAUCGCGAAUGUUCCACAUAUCUUUUUGAAAACAAACAAAUGUAUAUAUACAUAUAUUUUGAGUGGAACAAAAACAAAGCGAGAAAAAACACGACAAAUAAGUGAAUAAAAAAAAAAAAAAAAAAAACAACAAAAAAAACAACAACCACAACAAAAAGAUGGAUCAACUGAAAAUAACGAAUUUCGAAGUACAUUCGGUCAGCACAGGUGCACAAUAAAUGAAAAAUAGGACUUUAGGGGGUCGUUGGAGAUCCGUGAGCAGAUAAAGGCGGGUUGAAAAAGUGGUGGGAUAGAGACGAAAGAGGAAACCAAAUAACGAAUAUAGUGAUGAAAAACAAUGAUCGCGUUGCGAAUAGUUCACGAAAUAGGAAUUUUUUUCUUCAAUUGUUUGUUUUUUCUUUUAAAUCACAAACGACGAGCUGUAAAUUUAUCCUGCCUUUGGUUAACGAUUGUAACACGCUACGUAGGCAGGAGAAACUGACAGGAGGGGGGAUGUGGACAAAAAAUUAGCUGACAAAUAACACAUGCAAAGGUCAGUACAUAUGACGAGUGUAUCGAGUUUGACAUGAUAAUUCAUUGAAACGAAUUGAAAAACAUUGAAAAGAGAAAAAAGUAAGCAAGCAAGCUGAAGGGAAGAAACGAUAAAAAAUGAUUCUCUAACAAAUUCAUUUUUCCUACGCGGAAAGUUGACGAGUGAAUUCCGAGAGCGGUUUCUCAACAGAAUAAUAAGUGAUGAAAAUUUCAUUGUUAAUUUGAUCAACUAACGAAAGAGAGCGAUUGCUUGUUCCAAAGGCAUUCGCUCCCAGCUGUAUAUAUAUUUAAAUAAGUUUAUUUAAAUAUAUAUAUAUAUAUAUAAAUAAAUAUGUGAAAAUUAUAUUGUAUACUCGAGCGCAAGAAUUCGAAAGAACGGAAAAGCGAAAAAAAACGCAAUAUCGAAUUGAAUAGAUCACGAUUGAUAAAUGGUCAUGAGAAAACGAAGUGAACGAUGCUGAUGAAAGUUUAAAGUGUUGAAAAAAAGUGCGUGAAAUUGUAUUUAUUAUUUACUAUGCGCGAUAAAUAUGUAUAAAAAAAAGUUUUUUUUUUCCAAUUUUUUUUUUCUUUUCGAAAUUGCUUCAUUGCCCGUACCAUAGAAACGUUAUAGACACAAACAUACACAUAACACACAUAGACACAUACACAUACACACGUGAAUUCGAAACCACGAAUAUAUACGUGGAAAAAUAAAUAAAAAAAAACACACACACAUACACACACACACAAAAUAAACACACAAAUGCUAAAAAUAAAUUGAUAAUGGAGAAGAAACUAUGACGAGCGUGAGUGAGAAACAAAUAUUGUUGAUAUAAUGUUCGAGAAUGAGUGAUACACGAGCAGAGACGAGUCUCCCGCGAUAUUCGUUGCAAGAAUAAGAAAAAUAAACGUAGAUGAGAGAAGUACGAUCAAAGCUAGAUAUGUGGGCUUUCGGAAGAAUUUGGAGAAAUAUAUCGAUUCCUGACUA
Messenger RNA from Venturia canescens, 6512 nucleotides. RefSeq names its product forkhead box K (gene FoxK). The record is from RefSeq and is a predicted model, not a curated record. The transcript has 6 exons. Gene Ontology annotation, biological process: regulation of transcription by RNA polymerase II. Lineage: Eukaryota; Metazoa; Arthropoda; Insecta; Hymenoptera; Ichneumonidae. The coding region runs from base 225 to 1907 and encodes 560 amino acids. Gene Ontology annotation, molecular function: DNA-binding transcription factor activity, RNA polymerase II-specific; RNA polymerase II cis-regulatory region sequence-specific DNA binding; protein binding.